This is a messenger RNA of Capsicum annuum, 1541 nucleotides long. RefSeq names its product zeatin O-glucosyltransferase-like. Bases 56 to 1420 code for a protein of 454 amino acids. Lineage: Eukaryota; Viridiplantae; Streptophyta; Magnoliopsida; Solanales; Solanaceae. The record is from RefSeq and is a predicted model, not a curated record. The transcript is spliced from 2 exons. Gene Ontology annotation, molecular function: UDP-glycosyltransferase activity.
CAAACUAAAAAGAAGUAUGAGACCAAACUAAACUCAUUUUUCUCAUUUUGUUCCAAUGGCUACCACCAACUCAUCAGACAAUGAAGUGAUUGUGGCCAUAGUGCCAUUUCCUGAUUACAGCCAUCUGAAUCAGCUCUUCAUUCUUGCUCGCCUCGUCGCGUCCCAUAAUAUACCAGUACACUUCCUCUGCCUUGCUGAUCAGAACCAAGAUUUGAAACUCCACGUCCAAGGUGGUCUCGGGGCCUCAAACAUCCAUUUCGAAGACCUCAUGAGACCUUCUGAUGAUGAUAAUGCAGCUGGCCACGAUCCGAUUCUAAUGUUUCUGAAGAAACUCAGGGAGCCUAUUCAGAAAACAUGCAUUGAACUCUCUACCAAUGCUAAGAGAUUAGUCAUAAUUCAUGAAUUUAUAAUGACAGAACUGAUAUGGAAUGCCCAUACAUUUCCGAAUGUCAAGUCUUAUAUCUUCCACGCUGGGUCGGCUUUUAACAGAUAUUAUCGCCUCCAACAAAGUAUUCCUGACAUAGUCGAUGAUGAUGAUCAUGUGAAACUGGUCGAGCAAAUGCACGAUGAGCUUCCAUUGUUGGAGCCAGAUGGGAAAUUGAUGGUUAGAAUGGAGCAUGAGUUGAAGUUUUACUCUGGAGAAGUUAUAAACUCGUGUAAAGAAGUGGAAGGUAAGUACAUAGAUUUACUUGCCAAUGCAAAAGGCAAGCCGUUCUGUUCUUUUGGUCCAUUUCAUAUGUUGUUAGAAUCGCACGAAUCUAUCUCUUCUUCGUCUAGCAACAUGAUUCGUAAUGAAUGCCUGGAAUUUCUCGACAUGCAAGAUGUUAACUCAGUAAUAUUCAUCUCGUUUGGAUCAACCACUACAUUAUCACAAGAGCAAAUCAAUGAGCUAGCUCUUGGUUUAGAACAAAGCAACUACGGAUUUAUUUGGGUACUAAGAAAACGAAAUAAUGUGGAAAAGCUUAGAGAGAAAGACGGAAAGAUUGAAUUACCAGAAGGGUUUGAAGAGAGAGUGAAAGGAAGAGGAAUGGUGGUAAAUUGGGCACCACAGUUGGAAAUCUUGAGGCAUUCAUCUACGGGUGGUUUUCUGAGUCAUUGUGGAUGGAAUUCUUGUCUCGAGAGCAUUAGCAUGGGAGUGCCUUUAGCAACUUGGCCAAUCAGUUACGAUCAGCCAUAUAACGCUAUGUAUGUAACGAAUGUGCUUAAGAUUGGAAUAUCUAUCAAAAGUUGCGCUCACCGUGAGGAAUUGGUAACGGCAUCAACCAUUGAGAAAGCUGUGAAAACGUUGAUGGGCACGACAGAAGGGGAAGAGAUGAGGCAAAGGGCAGUGGAAUUGAGCAACAAGAUCAAGAGCUCUGUUAGUCAUGGAGGACAUGCAUGCAUGGAAAUGGAAUCUUUCAUUUCAAAUAUUAUCAAAUAACUUCCUGGUGUGUGUGGGGUGGGGGUGGGGGAAUAAAUGAAGGUAGGUUGAAUGUCCUUCAUGAUUAUGUUAGUCUUUCAGUUCUAUUAUCCUCUGUUGAAAUAAACUUGAUAGCCAAAAA